Aspergillus bombycis is the source of this 1545-nucleotide messenger RNA. Its product is annotated as allantoate permease family MFS transporter. The record is from RefSeq and is a predicted model, not a curated record. The transcript is spliced from 8 exons. Gene Ontology annotation, cellular component: plasma membrane. The coding region runs from base 1 to 1545 and encodes 514 amino acids. Gene Ontology annotation, molecular function: allantoate transmembrane transporter activity; dipeptide transmembrane transporter activity. Gene Ontology annotation, biological process: tripeptide transport; dipeptide transport; allantoate transport. Lineage: Eukaryota; Fungi; Ascomycota; Eurotiomycetes; Eurotiales; Aspergillaceae.
AUGGCAGACGAGAAGACUUCCCCGCCUGUCACCGUCGAUGUGGAGAAAGACGUCAAGGGGCACAUCGAUCCAGAGCUUAAAGAACAUGCCCAGGAUGCAGACGAGGCAUUGAAAGCCUUUCAGGAACUCCAUGGCGAAGCUAUCGAGCUCGAUGCCGCAACAAAUAAGCGACUUUUACGAAUCAUUGACUGGCAUAUGAUGCCGAUCAUGUGUUUUGUCUAUGGAAUGAACUAUUUGGACAAAACGACUCUAUCCUACGCCAGUGUCAUGGGUCUCAAGCCGGAUCUGAACCUGAAAGGCGACGAAUAUCAAUGGCUGGGCAGUUUAUUUUAUUUCGGAUAUCUGGCAUGGGAAUACCCCACCAACCGAUUGCUUCAGCGCCUCCCCUUGGGUAAAUACUCUGCGGCUUGCAUCAUCAUUUGGGGUGCCAUUCUUUGUUGUUUCGCUGCUGUCAGCAACUAUUCCGGGGCCAUCGCUAUUCGUUUCUUCCUUGGUGUCUUCGAAGCCUCUGUUACACCAGGCUUUGCUCUUUUGACCUCGCAGUGGUACACCAAGAGUGAACAAGGUAGCCGUGUCAACAUCUGGUUCAGCUUCAAUGGCUGGGGCCAGAUCCUAGGCGGCUUUGUGGCAUAUGGUAUCGCAGUUGGCACAGAAAGGCAUGGCUCAGCCAUCGCGCCGUGGAAGAUUGUCUUCCUUUGCACGGGCCUCUUAACCGUUGUGCUUGGUGUUAUAUUCCUCUGGAUAGUCCCGGAUAACCAGCUGAACGCCCGCUGGCUAAAACAAGAGGACCGUGUUCUCGCCGUCGCUCGUGUCAGGGAAAACCAGCAGGGUAUCGGAAACAAGCACUUCAAGCUCUACCAGGUCAAGGAAGCACUCCGAGACCCCAUGACUUGGGCUUUCUUCUUCUUUGCGCUCAUCGCCAAUAUUCCAAACGGUGGUAUUUCAAACUUUUUCAACCAGUUGAUUACUAGCUUUGGCUACACUGCCCAACAAAGUCUCCUGUAUGGUACUCCCGGCGGUGCGGUUGAGGUUGUCGCCCUAGUUCUCAACGGUUACGCCGGCCAAUACACGGGCCAGCGACUACUUUGCAGCACCGGCGGCCUAAUCACUGCCAUAGUGGGCAUGAUCCUCAUCGUUGCUCUCCCCCUAUCAAACAACGUCGGACGUCUGAUCGGCUACUACAUGACCCAAGCAAGCCCGACCCCAUUCGUGGCCUUGCUCUCGAUGGUCUCCUCCAACGUCGCCGGUUAUACCAAGAAGACCACCGUCGCUGCACUAUUUUUAAUUGGCUACUGUGCCGGAAAUAUCAUCGGCCCUCAAGUCUUCCGCCCCAAAGAUGCCCCUCGCUAUGUUCCCGCCGAGAUUACGAUCAUUGUCUGCUGGGGCGUCUGUUUAAUUCUUAUGUCCUUCAUCUGGUGGUGGUAUAGCAGACAAAAUGCUAAGAAGGCCCAGAUCACGGAGAGCCCGGGGUACGUGCGACUGGAGAACCAAGAAUGGUUGGAUCUGACUGACUGGGAGAACCAUGAGCUUCUUUAUUCGUUGUAG